GCAGCAGCUGCGGUUCCUCCCCUCAGGUCUGGAGCCCGGGCGGGCGCACUCUCCAGUCUGGCAGUGACACAGGGCAGUGCAGCAGCAGCGGCCUCCCCCAGGCAUGGCACAGGGCUCCAGCUCACUAUGGCAGCAGCGCGACAAAACACCCUCGACUUCCAGCUCGGUGGCACAGACGGAAGUGCCAUUAUCCAGGCGCUGCAGCCCUUGUUUCAAGAGCAUGGAAUGACAGAGACUGUACAUAGCUGGGCAGACCAUGGGUACCUGGCCACAUACACUGCGAAUGACGGGAGUUUUGCUACUGUGAGAAUCUAUCCUCAUGGCUUAGUGCUGCUCGAUCUGCAAAGCCUUGAUGAGCCGGACAAGAAUGAUUCUGUUCAGCAUCUACUUGACGAGGUUGAGGAGAAAAUGAAAGAAAUUUUGCACAACAGUAUCUCACAAGUGAAAAGAUUGCCGACCAUCGUUCGAGGAGCAAAAGUUGACAGAUACUGGCCCACGGCUGACGGGCGUUUAGUGGAGUACGACAUAGAUGAAAUAGUUUACAGUAAAGACUCAUCUUAUCAGAACAUCAAAAUUCUCCACUCUAAGCAGUUUGGAAAUAUUCUCAUCCUGAAUGGAGAUGUUAACUUAGCAGAAAGUGAUCUAGCGUACACCCAUGCCAUAAUGGGCAGUGGCAAGGAGGACUACUGUGGGAAAGAAGUAUUAAUUCUUGGAGGAGGUGAUGGCGGCAUACUGUAUGAACUCGUCAAACUGAAACCAAAGAUGGUUACUAUGGUGGAGAUAGACCAAAUGGUGAUCGAUGGAUGUAGACAACAUAUGCGAAAAACAUGUGGUGAUGUACUAGACAAUCUGAAAGGAGACUGUUAUCAGGUUUUGGUUGAGGACUGUGUCCCAGUACUGAAGAUGUAUGCCAAAGAAGGGCGAACCUUUGAUUACGUGAUUAAUGACCUUACUGCUGUCCCCAUCUCCACUUCUCCAGAAGAAGAUUCUACUUGGGAAUUUUUGAGACUGAUCUUGGAUCUUUGUAUGAAAGUCUUGAAACACGAUGGGAAAUACUUCACUCAGGGAAACUGUGUAAACCUGACUGAGGCUCUGACGCUCUAUGAAGAGCAGCUGAACGUGCUUUAUUGCCCGGUGGAGUUCUCCAAGGAGAUUGUGUGCGUUCCCUCCUAUAUGGAGCUAUGGGUGUUUUACAGUGUAUGGAAGAAAAGCAGUUCCUAAGCAGUCUACAGAUCCAGCUCUUCCACGCUGCAUAGAGCAUAUUAGGCUUAGCACCUGCUGCAUGUGGGCAUUGUGAAAACGUUAAGUUAUACUCUGUAGAUAAUCUUAAGAAAGAUUAGUUCAAGUGUAUGUGGUGACAAAAAAAAAAAAGAAUGGAUUUAAAAAUAGUUUUUUAUGAACUGGUAUGAUGUUACUUUAAUCUUGUAUUGUGUUAUGCGUUUUUUCUUUCUUUCUUUUUAUUGAAAAGUCAGAUUGGAGAUUGUUAGCAAGCUAUAAGCUGCUUAAUGCACUGAACCUAAAGAAUGUGAUUUAUUUUUUAUUUUUAAGAUUUGUGUGUCAUUAGAUGCCUAGUAUUUUCAGCCGAUCUUUAAGAAAUGAUAUUGUGUGUAAACUGUCUACAGUAUAUACACAUGGAGAGAUGCUACUUCUUCUCAAGUCACAAUAUUACAUGUACGUGUUAACUGUAAGAAAGGGGAUUAUGGCAUUGGUGGGCAAUUAAUGCAACUCUAGCAUGGUCUGGCAGCCGCUGGUUUGUUGCAGUUAUUUUUAGGGUUAAAUGACUUUCCCCUAUUAUUUGACAUAGAGAGAGACUGGCGCUUUCUACAUUGGUCUUAACAUCCUCUGCACCGCCGGAGGAUGCGCUUAAUUUAAGACGAAGCACACAUCUCGUUAUAAAUUAACCGUAUACCCCUGCACUUCAUGCGCCUAAAAUUAAAGGUCAUCUGUCAGCAGAUGUUGACUGAUGAGACUGGCUGACCUGUUACAUGUGUGCUUGGUCUCAUGUUCAUACGUGUCCGCGUUGUUGAGAAAAAUUAUGUCUUAAUAUAUGCAAAUUAUCUUCUAGGAACAACCGGGGCGUUAACGUUACACCUAGAGGCUCAGCUCUCUCUGCAACUGCCGCACCCUAUCUACUUUGACAGCGCCAGACAUUGAAAACAUCCUCACUCCUGGCCCUGUCAAUCAUAGUGGAGCGGGCUAUUGCAGAGAGAGCUGAGCCUCUGGGUGUAAAGGUAACGCCCCUGUUGCUCCCAGAGGCUCAUUUGCAUAUAUUAAAAUAUCCUUUUUCUGAGCAAUGCGGGCACAUACGAACAUAGGACCAACACAGAUGCCUUCAGCUUCCAAGUGCACAUGUAACAGGUCAGCCAGUGUCAUGGGUACAAAUCUCCCCAUAGAUGUCCUUUAAAUCGAAUUGUAGCUAGAGUAGAUUUCAGUCAUUAUUUACACCAGAAAACUGGCGUAAAUUAUGUAAGACCUGCCCACUCCCCACCCAUACCACUCCCCCUUUUUGGAAAAAGUGGCAAAACGGUGUAGAAAUGGCAAUUACAUACAGUUUUUUUUUUACCGUUCCUGCAAUUGUUUCCUCCAAUUAAAUCGUUAAGAUCGAGAGCGGUCCGUGGUAUGCCUGUUCAGAGCAGGAGCGCGCAGCAUCAUUGGUUGCUAUGACACCG
This is a messenger RNA of Bufo gargarizans (Asiatic toad), 2669 nucleotides long. RefSeq names its product spermine synthase (gene SMS). The coding region runs from base 127 to 1221 and encodes 364 amino acids. The transcript is spliced from 11 exons. The record is from RefSeq and is a predicted model, not a curated record. Gene Ontology annotation, biological process: spermine biosynthetic process. Gene Ontology annotation, molecular function: spermine synthase activity. NCBI's taxonomy places the organism in Eukaryota, Metazoa, Chordata, Amphibia, Anura, Bufonidae.